AUGAUGCUUUCCUCCGACUCAAAGCCCGUAAAAGACGAUCUCUCCGAGAAACACGCGGAAACAUCAAGCGUCAUCCUCGACCAGACCGCCGACGCACACGUGCUGGACUCAUGGGAGCAACACAUCAGAGAUGAAUAUCUCAAGCUCUCCCCUGAGGAAGCGCGCGCGGUCGAGAAGAGGUUGAAGCUCAAGCUCGAUCUGAGACUCUUCCCUUCGCUCAUGGUCAUGUACAUCCUCAACUACAUCGACCGCAACGCGCUCCCCAUCGCCAAGCUCGCGGGGAUAUCGGAGGAGUUGGGCCUCUCGUCGACGCAAUACGGGACCGCGAUUUCCAUCCUUUUCGUCGGAUAUCUGUUGAUCCAAGUGCCCAGCAACCUCUUCCUCUCGAAGCUCCGACCGUCGUGGUAUCUCCCGGGUGCGAUGGCCGUCUGGGGCGUGGUAUCAGGAUGUACCGCUGCGGUACACAACUUCGAAGGCCUGGUCGUCGUCCGCUUCAUCCUCGGUUUCUGUGAAGCCCCGUUCUUCCCAGGGGCCGUCUUUCUCUGUUCCUCGUGGUAUAAGAACAACGAGCUUGGGCUCCGCGUCGCUCUUCUUUUUGGGGGCAGCAUGCUGUCUGGUUCCUUUGGCAGUCUGAUGGCCAUUGGGAUCACCGAGCGCAUGGGUGGUGUCGCCGGUAUCUCGUCCUGGAGAUGGCUGUUUAUAAUCGAAGGCGCUCUGACUGUUGCUUUCGCCGUCGUUUGCGUCUUCACGCUUCCGAACUACCCUCACAACACGCGCUGGCUAAACGAGAAAGAGUCCAUCGUAGCACAAUAUCGCCUCCUCGAGGACCUCCACGACGCCCCAAGCAGCUCGGCCGCACUGUCUGAAGGACUCGUGCUGAUGCUCAAAGACAUCAAAGUGUGGAUCAUGAUGCUGAACCACCUGCUCAUCACAAUCUGCGCAUCAUUCACAAACUUCUUCCCCACAAUCAUGGCGACCCUCGGCUUCUCGCGGAAGAUAACUUACGCGAUGCUCUCGAUCCCGUACCUGACGGGCUUCUUCAUCGUCCUCCUGACCUGCUGGCACGCCGACAGGCGCCAGGAGAGGACGUGGCACAUCGUGGCGAACCUUUCCGUCUGCGUCGUCGGGCUGGCCGUCAUGGGCGCCACACUCGCGGUGCCCGCGCGCAUCGUGGCGAGCGUCCUCAUGAUCUCCGGCGUCACCAGCGCGUCAAACAUCAACCUCGCCUGGAUCGGCAGUUCCGUGCCCUCGCCCGCGCCCAAACGCGCGGCGUCUAUCGCUUCGAUCAACAUGGUUGGCAACAUUGGUAACGUCAUUGGGGGUUAUUUGUUCCCUGCUAGCCAGGCGGACCGGUAUCCCAUGGCUGUUGGCGUAGAAGGUGGCGCGGCGUUGUUGGCAAUAGGGGGCGUGCUGGGCUAUCGAUGGUAUCUGAAGGGGCAGAAUAAGAAGAUGAAUGCCGGGGAUGCAGAUGCCGUCAGAACUACUGGAGUUUCUGACUUUCGAUAUGUACUGUGA
Messenger RNA from Colletotrichum karsti, 1515 nucleotides. RefSeq lists its product as uncharacterized. Bases 1 to 1515 code for a protein of 504 amino acids. The record is from RefSeq and is a predicted model, not a curated record. Gene Ontology annotation, cellular component: membrane. Lineage: Eukaryota; Fungi; Ascomycota; Sordariomycetes; Glomerellales; Glomerellaceae. The transcript has 5 exons. Gene Ontology annotation, molecular function: transmembrane transporter activity. Gene Ontology annotation, biological process: transmembrane transport.